Molecule: messenger RNA, 1434 nt
Organism: Melanaphis sacchari
Lineage: Eukaryota; Metazoa; Arthropoda; Insecta; Hemiptera; Aphididae
Product: 15-hydroxyprostaglandin dehydrogenase [NAD(+)]-like
Exons: 6
Coding region: 596-1366 (256 amino acids)
Cellular component (GO): cytoplasm
Molecular function (GO): oxidoreductase activity, acting on the CH-OH group of donors, NAD or NADP as acceptor
Source: RefSeq, a predicted model, not a curated record
GCCGGCGUGGGCGUCGUUUGCAAGGGCGAGGCCGUCAUCAGCGGUCGUAUUUGUUUACUAUAUAAACGACGAUAUUAUUAUCAUCUCGUCGUACCGCGCCAAAAUCGUUUUCCAUAACCGUUUUAUUUUAUUUUUAUAAUUUUUGUAUUUUCAAAAUUCGUACAUCACGGCUCCCCUUCCGAUUCAACAUCAACAAUUAUUUUUAGCCGCGGGUUCCGUUGGUCGCAUACACCUCGAUCGGUGACACAAUAAUAAUUCGCGUACGUGUACAGUCCUAUAUACGCCCUGUUCAGUAAUGAUGUGCCGCUGCGACGUGCCCGACAACGUCAACGACACUGCCGCGUGACGACGUAUCGCGGUUCUUCGUGACCAAUAUUGGUGUAUACCGCACACUCGUGCGGCGCGUAUGUUGGGUUACCGCAAGUUUAUACGUAGUUUUUUGUAUUUCAUUGUAAUAACCCGAACACUCGAUAACAUUGUAGAUCGAAAUUAUUGUACGAAGUGCCCGCGGUAUACGACAAACGCGUAUUAGGUGCCAAAAUUGUUAUUAUCAUAGUAUUAUAUCUCUCGCAACCGGACCGCAGUCCUGCGAUCGAUGGACAUCAAGGGUAAGGUCGCCAUGGUUACAGGCGGGGCCGCCGGCAUUGGCCGCGCGUAUUGCGAAGAGCUGCUGAAAAACGGAGCCAAAGUUUCCAUAUGUGAUAUUAAUGAAGAAGUUGGCGUCAAAUUGGCCGACCUAUUAGGUGCCAAAUUUGGAAACGUCAAAGUAAUAUUUUGUCCAUGCGACGUCACCGAUUAUCCACAGUUUCAAGAUGCGUUCCGAAAAACUAUAGCAGCUUUUGGUGGACUUGACAUAGUGGUUAAUAACGCGGGUGUGUUCAACGACCGAUUCUGGGAAUUCGAAGUGGAUGUGAACUUGAAUGGUGUCAUCAGAGGCACAUUACUGGCCAUGCAACUCAUGGGCAAGGACAAAGGAGGUCGUGGUGGCACAGUGGUCGUAACUUCGUCUACAAUGGGUUAUAAACCAUGUCCCAGCAUGCCAAUCUACACGGCGACCAAACAUGCCCUAAUUGGUUUCAUUAGGUCAUUUGGGGAUCCUUACCACACGAACUUAACAGGGAUUCGAGUGAUCGCUUUAUGUCCAGGAAUGACUCUGACUGAUGCUAUACCCGAGGAUGUUAAACUGGCGUUAUUAUCACCCAAUUUUAUACAUCUUUGGGAUAAGGAUGUUGCAUCACAAGCACCCCAAGCAGCCCAAAGUGUGGGACGUGCGCUAAUUCACGUGUUACAGAAGGCUCAAAGUGGUUCGGUUUGGGUGGCUGAAAACAAUAAAUCAGCCAAAGAAGUUAAGUUCCCUAACUUUUAAUUUUAAGCACCAUCUGCCAAUCGCUUUUUAAAAUAAUUGUUUUGUUUUUUAAUGUUUAAACUAUUAUC